AAAAAAAAAAAAAAUGAAAAAGAAAAUAAUACAGUAAAGUACCUCAAAAUCAAACAACACCUUCUUCUCCAAACUAGGGUUUUUUUUCCUUCUCCAUAGGGUUUAUUCACACCACACGCAACAUGGUGAAUUUGGGGCAUCAACAGUUGUUAUUCGAGGAACCUUGAGGGUAAACUUUGAUUUUGAUUUUUGUUUCGUGUUGGGCUCGAUGGAAGCUGGAGUUGAGGUGGACGGAGGCUCUGCGACGAGGAAGUUGCUCCACCACCACCGCUCGCGGCCGCCGCCGCCGCCGCAGCAGCAGCAGCCGCAGAUAUCACAGAUUGGGACGGUCCCGCAGCUCCUCGCCGGCGGCAUAGCUGGAGCUUUCAGCAAGACCUGUACUGCUCCUCUAGCUCGCCUCACCAUUCUUUUUCAGAUACAAGGCAUGCAUUCAGAUGUUGCGAGUAUGAGUAAGCCUAGUAUAUGGCGUGAGGCAGUGCGUAUAGUCAAUGAGGAAGGUUUCAGAGCUUUCUGGAAAGGGAAUUUGGUUACUAUAGCUCAUCGUCUUCCUUAUUCUGCAGUCAACUUUUACUCCUAUGAACAGUACAAAAGAAUUUUAAGAUCAAUUCCAGGCCUUGAUGGUCGAGAGAGAAAUCCAAGUGCGGAUAUUUUUGUGCAUUUUGUGGGUGGUGGCUUAGCUGGGAUAACUGCUGCUUCUGCCACAUAUCCUUUGGAUCUUGUCAGGACAAGACUUGCUGCACAGAGGAAUGCAAUAUACUAUCAAGGUAUAAGGCAUGCACUUCAUACCAUCUGCAGAGAUGAAGGUUUUCUUGGCCUAUACAAAGGACUGGGAGCAACAUUAUUGGGUGUUGGGCCAAGUAUAGCAAUAAGCUUUUCAGUUUAUGAGAGUUUGAGAUCUUCUUGGCAUUCUCAAAGGCCCAAUGAUUCUACAGUUUUGGUCAGCCUUGCUUGUGGCAGUCUUUCUGGCAUUGCAUCUUCUACAGCAACAUUUCCUUUGGACCUCGUGAGGAGAAGAAUGCAAUUGGAAGGUGCAGGUGGUCGAGCCCGGGUGUACAACACCGGAUUAUUUGGCGCUUUCAGAUACAUUAUCCAAACGGAAGGCUUUCGUGGGUUGUACCGAGGGAUCAUGCCCGAGUACUACAAGGUUGUACCGAGUGUAGGGAUCGUUUUCAUGACUUACGAAACUUUGAAGAAGCUACUUUCACGCGGACCUUUCAAUUAGUCUUUUGCACACGACCUCGAUUUGGGUUUGAUAAACCUAAACACAACAAGUCCAUGAAGCAGAAAGAUCAGCAAAUUUUUGUCAUUUUAGUGUAUUUGGAUAUUCAGUAGUAGGCAGAGAUAUACUCUUCUUCUUCGUCCAUGUCACUUUUUAUAUAAAAAAAAGAAAGUCUUCGUAAAUUUUUUGCGGGCGUACGGAUAUUAUUAUGUAUAGACGCGUUUGUGUCGUGCUUUAGAUUAUUGCUUCUAAUGAAAUCUUAAUUCAUUCUAGGGCUUGUGAACAUCAUAUUGAUGAUUAGAUGAGCAAAUUAUUGAGGCAUUUUCUGUCUGUUGAUUUGUACCGAUGCUAUUCAUUUAAGAGAAUCCUACGGUUUUGCAGUUUUGUUGAUUCUGCCACGAC
Striga asiatica is the source of this 1621-nucleotide messenger RNA. Lineage: Eukaryota; Viridiplantae; Streptophyta; Magnoliopsida; Lamiales; Orobanchaceae. The record is from the annotation of a GenBank genome assembly.